AAUCCAUCAGAAGCGAAAAUAGAUUUUAAAGAAGUGGUUUCUAUGGAAACAACAGUAAAUACUGCCCUAUUUGAACUUAAGCAAACGAUUUCUGUUUCCUGCACCAAGUAUCAAGCAAUGGCUGCUGGAGAUAAGACAACACAAGAGAAUAAAAGUGUUGACUCUGUACACGAUGGAAAUUAUUCUGAUCUUUCUAUGUCAGUUGCAGCUGAUUUUAGUAACAAACUAGAGCAGAGAGUAGAACGACUUGAAACAACGCUAACUUCUAUGCAAAGUAGUAAUAAAAAAACUGAAGCUGACGUGACCGAAUUAAAACAAUGGAGGGACACUUAUAAAACAGAAGAAAGUAAUAUGAAGGAACACAUAGAACAAAUGGCUUUAAAGCAAAAACAUAAUGCUAAGCAAUUCCGAAAGCAAAUUAACGAACAGAAAAAUAUAACGGAUGAGAUGAAUGAAGAAUUGAAACAAUUGAAUGAAAUAAAACAAUGGAGGAAAACACUAAUAUCAGAACAUAACACUAUGAAGAAAUAUUGAAGAAUUGUCUAAGACACUAACAGAUAAUAAAGAAAAGACUGGAGAGCAAAUACAAGAAUCCACAACCAGAAUAAAUGAGUUGAAUACAGAAAUUAAGACCCUGAAAGAAAAAUAAUCAAAUACAAGCCAAACACUGGAAAUCACGAAUACAGAGAUGAACAAGUUUGACAUAAUAUUGAACAAAAUAAAUGAAGAAUUAGAAAUUUAAACAACUAAGACAGAGAAAUUACAAAAAGAAAUUAAAUGUCAUUCUGAUGUUUUAUCUCACUUGAGGGAGGAAGGAAAU
Physella acuta is the source of this 820-nucleotide messenger RNA. RefSeq names its product kinesin heavy chain-like. The record is from RefSeq and is a predicted model, not a curated record. Lineage: Eukaryota; Metazoa; Mollusca; Gastropoda; Physidae.